Paramecium sonneborni is the source of this 766-nucleotide messenger RNA. The record is from the annotation of a GenBank genome assembly. NCBI's taxonomy places the organism in Eukaryota, Ciliophora, Oligohymenophorea, Peniculida, Parameciidae.
AAAUUAAAUGCAUUGCGAUUCAUCUGAUGAAGAUGAUAAUAAAUUCGGAAUAGGAAAGAAAUUUUUCAUUUAAUUAUUAGAGAAAGAAAGAAAAGUAAAGUGCAUUCUUAAAUUCAGUUUAGCACGAAAAUUGAAUCAAUGUAAUAAAUAUUGGAUUUACUAAAUAUGUAUGCGAUGUGUGUUGAAUUCUUUGAUACCUUAGGCAAUCCUGGAAAGUACUAUUUUAUGGAAAAGAUUUCAAAUACAAUUGCAGAGAAAGAGGCAUUUGAAAUAAUGUUAAAAGAUGAAAUAAGAGCAAGAGAGAAGAAAGAGAAAGAAAUGUAAAUCAAACCAAUCAUAAAAGAAGGAUAAGUGAAAUAUGAUCCUCUUAAGCGUCCAGAAAAAUCAUAAAAAAUAAAAAUGUAAACACCUAUAAAGGAGGAUGAUUAAAAAGUAUAGGAGAAUAAUAAUAGAGAAAAUAAGAAAAUAUCACAUAAAAUAAUGAGAGAAGUUCGUUCUAAGAAAUUAACAAUGACUGAAAAGAUAUAUUAAUAAUAAAAUGAAUAAAAUGUUUCUGUAGAUUUGAUUAAGAAUUGGGAUGAUGAGGUAGAAAAGAAGGGUAAUAAAAAUUUAAUUAUUUAAGAUUCUAUGAUUCGUUAAUAAUUGUAAUAAUAGGGAAGUAAUAUAUAAGAUAGAGUUGCUGAUAGAUUAAAUCGAUUGCGUAAAUAAUUGCCAAGUAAUGUAACAAGUGAAAUGUGUCUAGAAAAAUAUGAUACUUGAUAAAAUU